Molecule: messenger RNA, 1363 nt
Organism: Eucalyptus grandis
Lineage: Eukaryota; Viridiplantae; Streptophyta; Magnoliopsida; Myrtales; Myrtaceae
Product: formin-like protein 20
Exons: 3
Coding region: 1-954 (317 amino acids)
Cellular component (GO): nucleus
Molecular function (GO): transcription cis-regulatory region binding
Source: RefSeq, a predicted model, not a curated record
AUGGAGCCCCCAACGGACUCCCCGCCGUCGCCCUCCCCUCCGCCCCAGCGCCCCUCCUCCGCCGCCCCUGUCCCGCCGCUCCGCGAGGACUGCUGGACCGAGGACUCCACCUUCGCCCUCAUCCACGCCUGGGGCGACCGCUACCUUGCCCUCGACCGCGGCAACUUCUCCCAGCAGGACUGGCAGGACGUCGCCGACUCCGUCAACUCCCGCCCCGCUUUCGUCCCCCCGCCGCCCCCGCCGCGGCGGCGCCGCCGACGGCGACCCCCCCUCCUCCCCCUCCGGCGGCUCCUCCGGCAAGGCCCGCCGCACGGGCAUCCAGGUUUCGGAUCCCCGCGACGGCCCCGGCGGCGGCUACCUCAGCCCCUGGCCUUUCUUCGCCGACCUCGACGGCCUGAUCGGAUCCAACUUCCCGCCGACGAAGCCCUCCCCGUCGCCGACCCCCCCGCCGGCGGCCCCGGCCCCGGCCCCGGUCCGAUCGAGGGCGAAGCGAGCGCCCGCCCCUCAGCCGGCGCGGAGCGCGCUGCCGGCGGUGACCGUGCCGGUGCGCCCCCGGAGCCACAACCGGACGAAGCGCGCGCCGGCGAGGCCCCCGCCGGCGGAUCGCUUCUCCGGCCGGCCUUCUCGGCGGCGGCGGCGGCCGAAGAGGAGGAGUCGGAGUCGGAGCCGGAGCGGUCCAGCUCGAGGAGGACGAAGUCGAGGUCCGGCAAGGGGGGCGCGGCGAGGAGGGAGAGGGGGUACGCGGAGCUGGCCGUGGCCAUAGAGAGGCUGGGGCAGAUAUACGAGAGGGUGGAGAGGAAGAAGGCGAGGGAGAUGAUCGAGCUGGAGAAGCAGCGGAUGCAGUUCGCCAAGGACCUGGAGCAGCAGCGGAUGCGGUGGUUCUUGGAGACGCAGAUUCACCUCCAGAAGAUCAAGAAACUGAAGCAGACCCCGAUCGACGAGAGCUACUUGUAGAUGGUCAUGUCUGGGAGAGCCUGCAAGUCCCAGCUCCAAACUUGGUAUCGGCUUUCCUGCCUGCGAAAAUGUUCCGGUCCUCUCUCUAAGCGAGAGUUAUCAGGAGGUACUAUUCGACGAAGCUCAGCUCAGGAAGAAGUUUGGUUGCUUUUUGUAUUUUAUUGGUUAGGUGAGAGUUAGUUUAAUGUUUCUUUGUGGGCAAGAAGUACUAGAAUUUACAGAUAUAGGUUGGAUCGACCAUGUUAAUAUCAUAUCCCAGAUGUAAAAUUUCUCUCUUUUUUUUUUUUUAUCCUCGAGAAGCUUUCACAGGACUUCCUAUGCUGGAGGUAAUCUAGGCCCGAUUGUUCAGUGCUUUAACUUCUUGAACUAUUGGUGUGUUCGAAGUAAUUGAGAAUGAGCCCUUGGUAUA